UAAUGUAGUUUGUGGGCGUUAGCUGUCGUGGAAUAAGUUUCUGUUUUCUGUAAAGAGAAAUUCAGAGAAAGUGAAAGUGAAACAGGCGAACAUGUACAGCACAUAAAUCGCAGAUGAGGACCGUGAUGUAUCCCCUCAGACUUGUUGUGCGUAUCAUGGCCUGGUUUAGUUACAUCCGACCUUAUUCUUUUUUUGAGUGGCUAUGGCGCAAACUAUGUUGUCUAGGGUGCUGUAUACGAAGAAGAAUCGGAUUUGUACCGAUACCUUGGCCUAAGAGCGUGGAGAGUCAAGGUAAGCCUGAAAAAAACGUAGAAGACCAACAAAAUUGCCCAGAGGAGAAGGUGGAGAAAAAGUUAGAGGAGGUGGUCGAGCAGUCUCGCUGUGAGGGUCAAAAUGAGAAUGCCGCCGCCGGUAAGAAGGCCGCAGACUCCAACCGAGAUCUCGCCUACAAGCGGCCGAGACAUGACGAAGAUGGUGAUGAGUUUGACAGCGAGGACGAGGAGUAUCGAGUUGAAACCACAGACGAGUUGUACUGUGGCUAUGACUCAACCUGGGAGAUCGAGACCGAGGAGCACCAGACGAACACAUUCAUGAGGAGCAGGCGACCAGCGGCUUCCAAACAUUACAAGUUCAGCAGAUUUGAAAAUGCUGCAAGAGACAUGCAGAACUACAGGCAUGACUACCCUCAGACCCAGAACAGGCCGAAACCCUUCAUGAAUCCAGUAUAUGAUGACAAGCCUAAUUUGAAGUUCUACCUCGGAUUAACGCCCUCUAUACCUGACGGUGUCUACAUAGACCAAUUCCACAUUGAAUGGUACGCCAAGUAUGAUCAACUGGAGUUUGUACACUCCUACAUUCAAUGGUUGUUCCCACUGCAGGAACCAGGGAUGAACUAUGAGGCCAGUACUCUGACAAAAGAAGAAAUAAAGGAGUUUUGCCAAAACAGCUCCGCAAAGGCCAAUCUAUUGAAGUCGUACGAGCUCAUGUUGGACUUCUAUGGUAUCAGGUUGUGUGAUGAAAACACAGGAGAAGUCGAGAGAGCAUCAAACUGGAGAGACAGAUUUGAUAACCUUAACAGUCACACUCAUAACAACCUGCGCAUCACCCGCAUCCUGAAGUGCCAGGGAACCCUGGGGUAUCCUCACUACCAAGCCCCCCUGGUUCGCUUCUUCCUGAAGGAGACUCUCGUCCACAAAGAACUCCCAAAUGUCAAGGAGAGUGUUCUAAACUACUUCGUGUUUGCUGUCCUUGAUAAGAAACAACGCAGGAGGCUCCUCAAGUUUGCCUAUUUGAACUAUGACCGCAAAGAUGAGUUUGUGUGGUGCCCGAAGAAAAUUCAGAUGAUGUGGUCGGAGCAGUCAGCGUCAAAGCCACAAAAGCGAGUGAAAGGCAAAAAAGAGGUUUGUGAGUAUUUCAGUCUGGAUAAGGAAGAUGAAGCCAAAGACCAGACAAAUUAAGCUGCCAAAGCAUAAUUUGUCACUGUGCUCCAAAGCCAUUCUACAUACUAAUGUAUACUAUACUACACAGUAUGUACUACAUACUUAUCGUCAUAGAUUCAGGAACAGGACAUUAAUGCUGUGAUGUUAGUUGUCAAUCAAACUGCACCUUUGUAAUGCCAACGAAACUUCACAAAUAGAUAAUAUAUAAAAAAAUGUUUUACAGCAGUUAUUUAUGCAAAUGUUUCUGUUUACUUUAGUAUUCACGGUUGUUUCAAAACCUCUAUUCUUUUAUCCAGUUUGGUUUGACUUUCAAAAACAAAGUUGCAAUAUUUUGAACUAAAUAUGUUAAAUCAUAAAUAUGCAAUUGUAAUGUGCUUCUUUUGGUGUGGAUACAUUUGGACAGAUGGACAUUUUUUAAGAAUUGCUCAUCAGUUUUGACGGUCAAACAAUUGUCCAAUUUUCAUUGUCUAAAAUCUGUGGCUAAAAUGUCAAAUAGUGGUCAUGUACUCCCCCCCCCCCCCCAAGUUUUCUUUAUGUAUUAAUUAAAAAUGACUUAUUUGGUUCAAAAAAUAUUUCUUGUCUUUCCCUGAUGAGGUUUCUCCACCUUUUGCAAGAUGUAAAGCUACAUCUUCUGAGAUUGCAUUAGUAUGAUGACUUGUGUUGAGACCCCACCUGUGCUUAGAUAAAUGUGGAUAUGAACUGCAAUUAACAAUUUUGUGGUAUGA
This is a messenger RNA of Sander lucioperca (pikeperch), 2164 nucleotides long. RefSeq names its product opioid growth factor receptor-like. Gene Ontology annotation, molecular function: opioid growth factor receptor activity. NCBI's taxonomy places the organism in Eukaryota, Metazoa, Chordata, Actinopteri, Perciformes, Percidae. Bases 114 to 1457 code for a protein of 447 amino acids. The transcript has 8 exons. Gene Ontology annotation, cellular component: membrane. The record is from RefSeq and is a predicted model, not a curated record.